Messenger RNA from Ilex paraguariensis (yerba mate), 461 nucleotides. The record is from the annotation of a GenBank genome assembly. NCBI's taxonomy places the organism in Eukaryota, Viridiplantae, Streptophyta, Magnoliopsida, Aquifoliales, Aquifoliaceae.
AGUAUUAUGAAGAGAUGGGAAAGCCCACACCAAAGGCUGAGGUGAUGAAAUAUUUAAAGAGUCAAAAAUACACAGAUGGUAAGGAUUAUGCAGGGGAAUGUGAGUCUGUAGUCAUGAUCGCCAAAGGACAAAGUGUGCAGGGGACAUGCAAGUAUGGGACUCGGGUAGAUUACAUAUUGGCAUCAUCAGAUUCACAGUACAAGUUCAUCCCCGGCUCAUACUCAGUUUACUCUUCAAAAGGGACUUCUGAUCAUCACAUAGUGAAAGUUGAUGUAGUGAGAGUAGAUAGCAGUCCUCAACAAUAUGUCCAUAGAAAGCAAAAGAAACCCAAACAGAAAGUUGUAAAGAUAACACACUCUUCUUCAUCAAGGGGUAUAUGGAAACCACAAACUUGAGAAGAUGGAUAGGUAGAUUAGCAUUUUUUUCAAAAUUAAUAUUUUGGUAUUUGCUCGUUAUGUAAG